AAAUUAAUUUUAUUUUUAAUAGCAAUUAUAUUUAUAGUUAAAUGUAAGGCUAGUAGUAAUUUAGUUUCCGAUAUAAAUAACGAUGGGGGCGGAGGAAAUGGGGGAGUCAAUAUUUUUAAUAGUAAUAAUAUGACAAUGAUAUACGAUGAAAAGUUAAGCGAUUCAUUCACAAUUCCGAUUGAAUAUAGUGACAAAGUAUUUACACAAGUUAAAUCCCCAACUCAUUCUGGUAAUUUUAGUAUUGCUUUCACAACAGAUUUUUAUAUAUUCAGUAAAGCCAAUCAAUAUCAAAAUAUUACUUUAAAUAAACAAGUGUUCAAGUGUUUAAAGCUUUGGGUAUAUCCAUCAACACCACAACAAGAUUUAACUAUAUCAUUAAUUAAUGGCGAUAAGGAGGUACAUGCUCUACCAAUUAUCAAUCAAAUUAAUCCAAUUAAUUCAUUUUCGCGUUCUUCAUACCUUCCACCAAAUAAAUGGAGCGAGAUUAGUAUCGAUUUAGAGUACUUUCCAUCCAUUGAUUACAAAGCAAUCUGGUUUCUUCAAAGACAUCCAAACAGUUCAAUUUUUUUAGACGAUAUCGGUCUAAAGAGAGCAGACACCCAAAGAAAUAGAAGAAUACUCUAUAAGGGUGGUAUUCAAGGUUACGGUGUUAUUAUCCACGAGGAUAAAGGAAUUAAGCUCUACCAAAAUGUUAAAACUUAUAAAAAGUCACCAUUUUCAAUUGUUUUUAAUAUGAAAAAAUCAAGAACAUUUUCAAUUGAUUUUCAAAAUAGAUUCGAAGUUAGAAAUGCUACUUUAGAUUUAGUAUUUCAUAUUAAUUUAAAAAAGAAAUUACCAACAAAUGGUGAUAUUAUGGUAUCAUUUAUCCCAAUUCAUCCUUUAGAUUUUACACCAAAAUUCCUUUUAUCUGGUAGUAAAAAGGCCCCAUGUGAAUACGUUACAUUACCAAAUGAUAAAUGGAUCAAAUGUACAGUAAGAGUUCCUCAACAGAUCGAAUUCAGAAAAAUUCAAUUCUCUUUUUCAAAUCCAAAUAUAACAACAAGCUACCAUGUGUUUUUAGAUAAUUUUUAUUUACAACAACCAACUAUUCAAUCAUUGCUUUCAAUUAAUAAUCCCGAUCAAUCAAAUAACCUUUUAGAUUUUUUCCAAAACUCAGCACGUGCAGUCAACAAAGAAAUUAUAUCAGAUACAUUGAUCGCAAGUAAUUUAAAAAGAAAUGAUAAAAUUGAACAAAUUAAAAAAGAUAUAAUCAAUAAAAAAGUAGAGAAGGAAUUAAAAAAUAUUCAAAAUAAUAAUAACAGUAACAGUAACCCAGAAAUUAUAGUAAAUAAAAAAAAUAAUAUAUUAGAGUCAAUAGAAAACAAAAACAAUAGUCAAAUCAAAACUUCAAUUAUAAAUAAACAACAGGUACUAGGACAAACUUAUUUUUCUUUUGAAGGUAUAAACCCAACAUUCGUUACUACCAUUGGUCAAAAACUAGCAUGGGGUCAAGGUUUACCAGAUAUUACAUUUAGAUGUCCUAAUCCCAGAGCUAUUAUAAAGUCUCAAACACUUUAUUAUGGAGAUGAUUUCGAUAAGGAUGAUUUUGUGUCAAUAGUAGGAAAAGACCCAUUAAAAAUUUUAACAUUUGGUGGUGUAAACAGAAACGAGUUUAAAUUUUUAAAUUUAAAUUUCAACUCUCCAUUCAAUGAUUUCUAUUUAUUAGUUUCAAUUGACCAAUAUGAAGAAGUCUGGAUCUCUGCUUCAAAACCAGACGGAACUGUUACAAAUAAUUGGAAGGUUAUCAAGGACGGGUACUUAACAUCAAAAGGUAACUAUUACUCAAGAAAAAGAACUUUAAUUUUUGACCAGGAGGCAUUCCAAUCACCAAGCAAUUUAAAUAAUAAUAAAAAAGAAGUCAAUAAUAAAAAUAGCAAUAAAGUAUCCCCAUCAAUUAUAUCGCCAACACCAUACACACCAUUUUUAAAAGAAGAUAAUCAAAAUAUAAAUGAAGCCAUUUUAGACUCUGUUAAUAAUAAUCUCCCAAUUAAAACAAAGAUUAAGGGUGAUCAAGGGUUUUAUUUAAAAGCAGCAAAAACAUCAGAUAUUAAUCCACCAAUGAACUACAUUAUCUUAAAACAACACGAUUUAAUAUCAGGAAUUUCAUUCUCAAUGGUCUCGGAUCGUACCACUUCAAGUUUCUUCUAUGCACUAUUGGCAAGACCCAACAAUGAAAAC
This is a messenger RNA of Dictyostelium purpureum, 2217 nucleotides long. RefSeq lists its product as uncharacterized. The transcript is spliced from 2 exons. The annotation marks the transcript as partial. The record is from RefSeq and is a predicted model, not a curated record. NCBI's taxonomy places the organism in Eukaryota, Evosea, Eumycetozoa, Dictyosteliales, Dictyosteliaceae.